CAUCACCAAGCAACGGUAAACACUUUCACAGCCCCUUGCCGCCAUCGACACCUCCUCCGGAGCCCACCGACAGCCACGGCCGCCGCACCUCUAGCUUCGCCCUGCCCAUCUAUCCCAGCAGCCUUCCGUCUCUGCACCUUCGCCCGCAAACACCGCCGCCGGCGCCCGCCACCACCAUGGCGCUCGAUACCUUCUUCCACAACAAGAUCGAGGCGAUGAAGCUGGAGAUCAUCCAGGGACAGGCCAAGCUGCGUCGCCUGGAAGCUCAGCGAAACGACUACAACUCAAGAGUGCGGUUACUGCGAGAAGAGCUUGGGCUGCUCCAGCAGCCUGGGUCCUAUGUUGGUGAGGUCGUCAAGGUCAUGGGCACAAAGAAGGUGCUCGUCAAGGUACAUCCUGAAGGCAAAUACGUCGUCGACAUCGCCGACAACGUAGAUAUCAGCAAACUCACAGCCGGCAAGCGCGUCACCCUCCUCAGCGACUCGUACAAGCUCGAGAAGCUCCUGCCGUCUUCGGUCGACCCGCUUGUCUCGCUCAUGAUGGUCGAGAAGGUGCCAGACAGCACUUACGACAUGAUCGGUGGUCUGGACCAGCAGAUCAAGGAGAUCAAGGAGGUCAUCGAAUUGGGCCUGCAACAUCCUGAGCUAUUCGAGUCGCUCGGUAUCGCGCAACCAAAGGGUGUCCUGUUGUACGGCCCACCAGGAACCGGAAAGACGCUGCUUGCGCGUGCGGUAGCGCACCACGCCGACUGCAAGUUCAUCCGAGUGUCAGGAAGCGAGUUGGUGCAGAAGUACAUUGGUGAGGGUAGUCGAAUGGUUCGAGAACUCUUCGUCAUGGCCCGCGAGCACGCGCCGAGUAUCAUCUUCAUGGAUGAGAUCGACAGCAUCGGUUCAAGUCGUGUGGAAGGAAGCUCAGGCGGUGACUCCGAGGUGCAGCGUACCAUGUUGGAGCUGCUCAACCAGUUGGACGGUUUCGAGCCGACAAAGAACAUCAAGAUCAUCAUGGCGACCAACCGUCUCGAUAUUCUGGAUCCUGCCCUGCUGCGACCCGGACGUAUCGACCGCAAGAUCGAGUUCCCACCGCCAACGGUCGAGGCGCGUGCUGACAUUCUGCGCAUUCACUCCAGGAGCAUGAACUUGACCCGUGGCAUCAACCUUACCAAGAUCGCGGAGAAGAUGAAUGGAUGCUCAGGUGCCGAGCUGAAGGGUGUUUGCACCGAGGCUGGUAUGUACGCGCUCAGGGAGAGGAGAGUACACGUCACGCAGGAGGACUUUGAUCUGGCGACAGCCAAGGUGCUCAACAAGCACGACGACAAGGCCGUCAGCUUGGGCAAGUUGUGGAAGUAGGUUCAGCAGCGGGGGAGAGAAUACGAAGCUGUCUUUGCUUGCUUUCUCAAGGUGUUCUUACACCAGAGUUUUGUACUAUAAGCAUAGCAUGAUGAGUACUCUUGAAAUGAACGAAACGAUAAUGCACUCCAC
Molecule: messenger RNA, 1478 nt
Organism: Macroventuria anomochaeta
Lineage: Eukaryota; Fungi; Ascomycota; Dothideomycetes; Pleosporales; Didymellaceae
Product: 26S proteasome subunit P45
Exons: 2
Coding region: 177-1346 (389 amino acids)
Biological process (GO): proteasome-mediated ubiquitin-dependent protein catabolic process
Cellular component (GO): proteasome regulatory particle, base subcomplex
Molecular function (GO): ATP binding; ATP hydrolysis activity; proteasome-activating activity
Source: RefSeq, a predicted model, not a curated record